Molecule: messenger RNA, 663 nt
Organism: Drosophila navojoa
Lineage: Eukaryota; Metazoa; Arthropoda; Insecta; Diptera; Drosophilidae
Product: ficolin-1
Source: RefSeq, a predicted model, not a curated record
AUGAGGGCGGAGCGCGGGCAGCUGCGGAAGAUGAGCAAAAAGCUGCCAAAUGGGCUGCUUAUCAUCAAUGUAAGCGCUUGGCGCAUCGCAACAACUACUAAUGGUAUAUCCACGAUCCCCUGUGAGAAAAACGAGCAUGGAGCCGGCUGGACUGUCAUUCUACGUCGCCAGGAUGGCAGUGUUAACUUUUAUAGGAACUGGAAUGACUAUAAAAAUGGAUUCGGCAAUCUGGAUGGAGAGUUCUUUCUGGGCUUGGAUAAGAUACAUACACUGACUGCCGAACAAAGUCAGCAGUUGCUUGUGCUACUCGAAGAUGCCAAUGGUGUAAAAAGCUACGAAAAGUAUGACAGGUUCGCAAUUGGCAAUGAGCAGCAGUCCUAUGAAUUGCACACGCUCGGAAGGGCUGCAGGAAGUGCGGGCGACUCACUCAGAAAACACUUUGGUCUCAAAUUUUCGACCUAUGACAGGCCAAAUGGUGUCGACCCUCGAAACUGUGCCAUCCUCUACACUGGCGCAUGGUGGUAUGAGAAAUGCCAUGAUAGCCACCUUACCGGAAAAUAUGGCGAUAACACCUCUGGAAAGGGCAUCAAUUGGUACACUUUUCGGGGUCAUACUCACUCACUGAAAUUCGCCGCCAUGAUGAUACGACCGGUGAAUAAAUGA